Etheostoma spectabile (orangethroat darter) is the source of this 7708-nucleotide messenger RNA. RefSeq names its product maestro heat-like repeat family member 1 (gene mroh1). Lineage: Eukaryota; Metazoa; Chordata; Actinopteri; Perciformes; Percidae. Gene Ontology annotation, cellular component: cytoplasm. The record is from RefSeq and is a predicted model, not a curated record.
CUGACUAGAAGCACAUGACCAGGCAUGUUUACACCUGCAGUGACCGACAGACACACAGCUCCAACACUUACCGUGCCACUGACAGGGAAGCAUAUUGUUUAAACCGAGAUAAGAAGCAGUAUUUUCGCGAGAGGUCAUUGUUUAGCGGACGCUCACUGGGACUUGGCAGGUCCAGGCAGCCUCUGCCCACCUGUACCCUGAGACGGAAGCUACAUCCUCGGCCACAGGCUCCAGGACCAGCCCCCGGCUGUCCACCAUGGACAAGACAGAUGUGGAACAGGUCACCCUGGCUCUACUUGAUGCAGCCACUGAUAAAGACUCAGUGGUCCAGGAACAGGUCAGAAAGUCUAUGUUGACCCUAGGAAAACAGCAGCCAGACAGAGUGUUAGCCAUGUGCCAGGACUACCUUCUGAAACACCCAAAGUUGGUUGUGAGUCACAGAGUUGUGAUUCUCCAGACUAUUGAGCUGAUUGUGGGCUGCAGGAUAGAGGAGAUCAGUUACCCAAAGAUAAAAAGUAUCAUCUCCCUGGCCUCAGAUGAAAUGACACGAUCAAAGGAGGUCAUCCCUGAUUGGCAGCAGGCAGCCAGUAAUAUCUUGGUUGCUGUGGGUAACAAGCACAUUAAUGACAUAAUGGAGGAGAUACUGAGCAAGUUUCAGCCAGGGCUUCUACCUCACUUCUUUGUUGUCCAGACACUAGCCAACCUUUCUGAUUCCAAUGUUUAUGGCAUGGUACCUUUCCUCAAUGCUAUUCUGGGCACCAUGUUGCCCAUGUUGAGUAUGGCCAAACAGGACAACAUGAAGUGGGUCUUCUCUUCUGCUCUGUGUCAUUUCAGUGAUAGUAUCUUGGAGUACCUGGCCAACCUGGACAAGGCUCCAGAUCCCACAGUCAGAAAAGACACAUUCUCCAGUGAAAUCUGUGCUGCUUUUGAUAUCCUCUUCAAUAAUUGGUUACAAAGCAGGGAGUCUAAGUUGAGGUUAACAGUAGCUGAGGCAGUGGGCUCUAUGUGUCAUCUGAUGGCCAGCGAUAAACUGGAGGAGCAGAUUCCUAAACUCAUUCCUGCCAUCCUGUCUCUGUACAAGAAAAACACUGAGCACUAUGUCAUUAGCAAGAGUCUGUGCCAAAUGCUCGAUGCUUCCGUCAGCAUGGGCAGCAGGGUGCUCGAGACACAACUGGACAGUCUACUCUUUGCACUGCAUCAACAGGUGUCCGCCCCUGUGGAUUACAGUAACCCUCCUACUGUCAAGAACCACAACGAGGUCCUGCGCUGCUUCAGCUUACUAGCAAACUCCUUCCCAGACCGGCUGGUCAUGUUUGUUCUUCAGAAGUUGGAGAACAGUAAUGAGCGAAGCAGGAUGGGCUCCCUGGCUGUCCUUCGUCACCUAAUCAACUCCAGCACUUCCACAAUGGAGAGUAAGAAGCUGCUGAUUCUGGCCAGCAUCAGACAACCAAUGGCUGACCACGGCAACAAGGUCAAGAAGCACGUGGUCCAGGUGAUCAGUGCAAUGGCUCAUCACGGCUACCUGGAGUUAGAGGGGGGGGAGCUACUGGUUCGAUUCAUCGUUCAACACUGUGCCUUACCUGACACGUAUCGGCGAGUCCAGAAGCCCACAGAUCCAGAGGAGGUGACUAACGAGGCACUGAGGACGAUGUGUGACAACACCCUUCAUCUCCUCACCACCACUGUUGGACGACUAGCUGAUGUGCUAUGGCCCAAGCUGCUGUACUAUCUGACUCCUUCACAGUACAGCAAUGCCACCACUCCUCUGUGUAAGAGUCUGAUAGUGCUGGGCAACAAGAAGAAAAAUAACCAGGAGCCCAGCUUUAACAUAGACUUUACACAGGAAGUCAAUCUGCCCUCUCCUCAAACACUAAUGGUCAGACUGCUGGUAAAUGCAGCGUUCCCGUUCAGUAGCAGAGGUCAUGGAGCUCCGUCCCUCUCUCUCCUUCUAAUCCUCAGCGUCAACAUCCACCCCAAUACAGAGAUAAUCUGGGAGAAAGAGAUACCUCCUCUGCUUUCGAUGCUAGAGGAGUCAACGGCAGAGACCCUGGAUAAGAAGCACUGGGAUGAAAAGUUGUUGAAGCUCUUGUCUAAAACACUGGCAACUAUUGAUGAUGACAAGUGGGUGUGUCAGUUGGCAGUUGAGGCAACAACAUACCUCUCCACAUAUAGCAACGCCUUAGAGGAGAAGAGUUUCCUGUAUCGAUGUGUAGGAGUGACUCUCCAACAGUGUUUCAAUAAGGAGUUGGUUAAGAAACAGCUGCAGGAAAUCCUCCUCACAGCACGACACAACGAUGCCGUUGAAAGAGAGGGAGUUGCAAUGAGCGUUGGUCUGUGUGCCAACAGCCACUUGGAGGGAACUCUGGCCAAGCUGGAAGAGUUCGGCAAGUCAGACGCCUUCAAGAAGUCACCAAGCAUCUUCAACCUUCUCAAAGAACGCAAUGAUGUUGAGGUGGAGAAGGUGAAAAGCACAUUGAUCUUAUGUUAUGGUCAAGUGGCUCUAAACGCACCAUCAGAAAAGAUACUGACCCGCAUUGAUCAAGACAUCCUUCGCUGCAUCAGUAAACACUUCAAUACCAAGGUUCUGGGGAUUAAAGUAGAGACAAAGGACCUGACUAUGAAACUCAGUUUGAUUCAGAGUGUUGGGCUCAUAGCCAGAGCCAUCAGUGAGUGUGUGAAGAAACAAGGCUUCAUCUUCUCUCGCAAACAGGAGCUCAUUACUCUUAUGCUGGAUUUCAUCAAGGCAGAAGCCGCUGAUUCAUUGAGGACUCCAGUACGCCAUCUUGUGAUGACCACCUGUGCUAACCUAACGCCUCUGGAACCUGCGCUGAGUGAGAAUGAGAGCUUUGACUUGCUAAAGGUGUGUGUGAACAGUGUGUUCUCUCUGCCUCCUGAGACACACUCUCCAGAGAAAACAAAAGAAGAGGAAACACUGGACCCCAAGCAGAGAAAGGCAUUAUACAAAGACACAAUGGCUGCACUGCAGGAUCUGCUGAAAAGUGUGCUGGCCAAGGAUCCCACACCUGAUGGCCUGCAGAGUGUCUUCAAGCACAUUGAAUCAUGGUUGAGCUCUGGACAGGACCAUGAAAGAGAGAGAGCUGUCACAGCUACUGCUCAUAUGCUGACUUACUACCUGGACAACCUUACUGUCAAGAACAUGGUGUCUUUCCAUAACCUUGGAGCUCUGCUGGGUCGACUGACUCCACGAUGUUCUGACCCUCACCCUACUGUACGCACUGCAGCCGUGGACUGUAUAUACUCACUGCUUUACAUACAGCUACGCUAUGAAGGUUUCGCCCUAAAUUAUAAGGAUGAAGGUGUGGACAGUCUGUUGCUCCUAAAAGAACGACUAGAUAACCCUGACCACACUGUUCUCUACAAGACCUGCUCUGAACUUACUAAGGUGAUGAGUAAGCGUCUGCCUCAGCAACAGCUGGCAACGUUGGUGUUCAUGUUGUUUGAAGGGCUGGUGGACAGUCAGACAAACUGCUGCAGAGCCUCAUCUGUCAUCCUAAAUACUCUGCUGAAGAACAGAGGAGGAGGACUACAAGAGCUGGUCCCAGAGAUGCUGGAGGUGCUACAUGUGCGAAUGCAGAGCAUAACAGAGGAGCAGGUGAGAGUGGCAGUGGGACAGACGGUACUAAUCCUGGCUUCUCAGCAUCUACAGACUGUUAUCAAUACACUAGUUAACCAACCACUUCCUUAUGAUAGCUGGACCAGUGAGAUGUGGAUGGCCUUAGGAGCAGACGCCAUCGUAGCCAAUCAGAUCAUUGAGAUGGUGAUAGAGAAGCUUCUCAUCAUGGCGCCCUACGUAGACCAGAGGGAGUCAAUGAUCAGAGGAGGGACAACGAAGGUGGCCACCAAUCAGCCACUGGCUAUGACAUGGGGUCUAAAAGAACUGUUAUUAAAUGGCCAGAGUCAGGAGCCGGCAGUCAGUCUGUUUCCUCAGCUCUUCUCCUGUCUCACUGUCAGACUGGGAGCAAGUGUCGGGGUCUCAGCACCAAAGGACAACAGCAAUAAACACACUGCCGCUGUCCAUGUAGCAGGGGUAGCAGCUGAAGCUCUGCGAAUCUUGUUAGCACGGGCCAAGUUAGAUGAGGUGAUUAAAAGAAUGGAUGAAGAUAAAGCCUGGGAUGCAAUGAAGGAAGCGAAUACACACGUUAGUGGAAUUACGCUACUGGCAAGGGCCAUGGCUAAGCAUGCUGGUCCCAGGUUGCCUGCCAUUGUGGAGUGUAUGUGUCCGUCCUUGAACAACAUCUACGAAUGCCAGAGAAUCACCGUCACUGCUUUCUUUUCUGAGCUCUUAAACCAUCAUGUGGUGACGGAGCUGAUGUUGAUAGAUGUGCUAAUGAACAACAUGAUGGAGAGGAUAUCAGAUCCCUGUUGCACUGUCCGCAUGUUGGCUGUGCGGGGGUUGGGCAAUAUAGCCGUGGGAUCACCUGAAAAGGUGAAUAAAUAUGCCAAGGAGCUGCUGGCAGCCAUGAGUUCAGGCAUGGAGGAGAAAGAAGAUCCAGGUAAGCUGAUAGCCCUUGAAGCCAUGUCAGGACUUUCCAAAGUUCUCCUUUAUCUGGACAAGAAGAACGUCCACUUAUUAGUGGUCUAUAUCUUCAUGAAGAUUAAACCAUUCUUGGAAAGUGAGAAUGAUGAGAUCCGCUGUGCUUCCAUCCUUCUGAUGGGGAACCUGUCCAAGUUUGGCUCAGGAGAGCCAGUGUUCAAAGACCAGAUCCACAAUGUUCUGGUCAGUCUGCUCUUACACCUGGUUGACCCAAACCCACAGGUGGUCAAGGCGUGCAAGUAUUCAAUGCGAGUGUGUGCUCCUGUGGUGGGAUCGGAGCAGAUCACAGCCAUGUUUCAGAACCACCUCCUCGAUGACAAGAGCUUGCACUACGGAGAGUUCAUCAAUGACCUCACCAAGUACCUGAUUCAGGACUUUCCAGGCAUGCUGAACUUCUAUCACAUCUCAGUCAUCCAGUUCUUCAAGAGCCACUGGGCUGAAGUCAGAGCAGGAGCCGCCAUGUUUAUAGGGUUUCUGUUGGGGAAUCUUCCGGAGGAGCAUUUCUCCCACCUCAACAUGGGCACCAUCACUAAAGGUUUAGUGAUGCUGCUCCAAGAUCCAGAUCCUGUGGUGAGAGUGAAGGCUGCUGAGGCCAUGGGACGUUUCCACUGACAGACACAAAGACAAAGCCCUCAUACACAUCUAUAUCUCCUUUAGACACGUAGAGAAAAUGAAUAUUUAUAAUAUGGCCCGCAAUUAAAAACAAAACAAAAAAAACAUCUAGAGCCCACCAUUUAAAUGUGCAAACAUUAGAAUUGCACUUAAACAACACAACUACAACCUCCAUUUAUACCAAAACAUGGACCAAAGCAGACUCAAAUGUGGCGCCAGGAGCCAAACUGUCAGAUUUAUCCAAUGUUAUCAUAGGAAAUGAACACUGAUAAUACUUAUUUAAUCGCACAAAUGCACAUAUAUUUAGCUUUUUUAAGCUUCUUUUGACACUUAACUAUGGUACUUAGAGGAAAUGUUAGUUCUUAGCUAUAUUUUAGUGACCAAAGACUGUGUAGCUCUGUACAGAUAGACGUCUGCAGUUUUGAGCGUUCCGUUAGAGUGACAACACCAGAGUUAUACUGUGUUCUGUCAAUGAAAUGCAUCAAGACAUUUCUAAUCUAAAGGUGUUUUUUUUUUAGAAUGAAUAUAGUUUCUUCAAAUAUUAUGUGAAGAAGUUAACAGUGAGGCACAUUUAAAGUGCAUGACAACCGUUCCGCAUGACUUGUAGCUGAAGUGUGUGUGUAGUCAUGCCAACAGUUCAUGAUGGUGUUGUUUGUGGAUGCGUGGAUGCGUGCAUGCGUGCGUGCGUGCGCUGGACAAAGCGAUGAGACCAUCCCUUUUUCUUUCAGUUGCAGCGCACGCACACCUUGCUGAUUUUGUCCAAUCAGCCAGCAAUAACCAGUCUGCAACCACUUAGACUUUUUACUUUUAUAACCAACCUCUAACAGCAGGACUUGUGCUUUGGACAGUAGCUCACAUGUGAACUGGCUUGUUCAGAACAGAGUAAAGACAGUUAAACCAUCCACUAAGUUUUUCUUUUUUAAUCCCAUGGAUAAAUUGGUGCGAAACUCACCUCUGUUUCUAAGCCAUCAUGCCACCUCUAAAUGUCCACACUGGACACUUCCUGGUGUAACUAUAAUUUCUUUCUUUGACCACUGUCAGUUUAAUCUGCACACAGUUCAAGAUUCAAUUUCACAUUAUGGGUCACAUGAGCAUUGUAUGUUUAUGACCAUUUAUGACUACAGUGACGUUGCCAGGCAGCCAUCGUAAACACACCAGCCAAAUGACCCUGUUUUUUAAGUCCUCACCAUUUAAUGCAUUUCUGAGAAGGGUUCACAUUAUUUAGUGUUUUUAGUCAGGCUGAAAUUACAGACCAACUGAAGCAGCCAGUUCCAGCCAGUCAAACCUUUACUGUUGUGUUGUUAGGAAGAACAGACCAGUGGAGCCAUGCUGGAAACAGUGCCAAAUGUUCGUUGAUCAUAUAAUAGCACCAUAGAGAUGCUGUGAAUGAUUUUCUCUUUUUCUCACUUUAAAUUUCAUUCCAUUCAAUGUUUGAGUUUGGACAGUUUUAAGCGACAGCUGUUUGUUUGCAGGACUCUUACUAUUAUGUAAAUAUAUGUAUGAGUGUGUGUAUGUAAGGAUGUAUGUACAUGUGCAUGUUAUGUCUCCAAAUGCCAACAAGGGAGGAUGCAAAAUAAUCCAUUAUUCAUCUUAAUUUAAAUUCAUCUGGUGACCAAACAUGUCUAAUACAGAGUCAGGUAAAAGCAAAUUUUGUUCUGGAAUAAAUGGUUAUAUGUUCUGUAUAUGUCUACCUUAAAUAUUUCUGUUGCACUUUUAAGCUCCGGUAUUUAGUCCCUGGUUUUAAGAACUGAAAGGCAAUUAAGGAGAUGAACCAGUUUUGUUUUUUCAAUCUUUCACAAGACACAAAUCACAUGUGUAGAACCUUUGGCAACACUUUACUAGAAGGUACUUACACAAGAGUGUCAUGACGCUGUCAUGAACACAGUCAUGACAAGUUAGGGUGUCAUGACUGUGUUCAAAACCAAAUGAUACUUACUAAAAGAAGCGUUAUGUCAUAAAUAGUUGUGACUUGUGUAUGUUUUAUGACAUGUUUAUGACAGGGUCAUGUCACUUUUAUGCAGAUACCUUCAAGCAAAGUGUAACCAAACAUUUUUGUCUUUGCCUAUAGAUAACCAAAAACUGCUAUAUAAUUAUUUUUUUUUGCUUCUUUCAACAAACAGAUGUUUUCCUUAAUGUUAGAAUUUCUGGGUGUAAAAGAAAACACCAUUCAUGCUGUAAGUGUCUCAAUCAAAUUAAACAUGCUGCUCCUGGAUCUGUAUCCGAUUUAUUAGAUGUCUACAAACAGGGACUCGUGGCUUCUUGCACUUUCUAACACUAUGGCUUGGUUUAGGGUGAAUGGGAAUUAGAAAUGCGUUUUUUAAGCUGUUGGGAGUUUUAUACCACAGAUGUGAUUUUGUUCAUGUCAUCUACUUGUUUUUUUAACAUGUUGAGGGGUAUGUCCCAGUAUGUAUGACAUACAUGGCUCCAUGUGGGAAUGUGUGCGUGUCCCUUUUCAUUUGUUACUGGACCAGAAGAGAGAAUGGAUGAUGGCAGUCAAUUGUAUUUAAAAUGAAGAAAUAAACAGAUCCAUCAAAAAUAUAA